Molecule: messenger RNA, 922 nt
Organism: Maylandia zebra (zebra mbuna)
Lineage: Eukaryota; Metazoa; Chordata; Actinopteri; Cichliformes; Cichlidae
Source: RefSeq, a predicted model, not a curated record
AAUCAUUGGAUAGCCAGUGGGCAGAAGUUGUCUUGAAAAACAGAAAUGUUUGCCGGAUAAUUGAUUCUGCCCGUAUUGCAGUGCAGAAACUUGAGUCUAUAGGCUACAAGCCCAUUUUAUUCAUUGGUAAAAAAGACAAGAAUUCACAUAAGUGGGUAGCAGAUGUUAUUACCCAUUUGGACCCCACUUCUACUACAAGAAAUUUCCUGGAGAAGAUGCAGAGGGCUUAUGAAUUUAUACUGUCUAAGGGAACUUCCACACCAGUGCACCCCAAUACCCCCACAGAACAGCAGCUUGUGCAGUCCAAGAAUGCCACCAAGGAGCAUUGUGCCGACAAACAGACCCACAUCAAAGAACACACAGAGAUCCCCAGUGAAGAACAGGCAGAGACCCUGAUCAACAAGCAAGCAGAGAGCCUCGCCAAGGAGCAGCCUGAGAUGACCACCCAGGAACCUCAAUCUUCUAGGCUCCUCGAGGAGCACCCAAAGAGCCUUCUUUCCAAAAAAAAGAAGAGAGACAGAAGCACCUCACAAACAACCUCUCCCACCUCUCCACCACCUUUUAAACCCGCAGACCAGCCAUCUCUGCCGUCUCUUCAUCCACCUGCUAGCCAUGCGAUCUCCCAGUCCUUAAGUGAGGGUGGCCAACAUGAAAAUAAGAAGAGAAAGAGCUGUCGAAGAUGUAGUAGGCAGAAGGUGUUCCAGUUUGAAGAAGUCACUGAGAGCAGGAUAAAUGAGGGGAACACAGAAGUAAAAGUGCGUUGGUUGCCUUGCUCUGUUUGUGGGAAAAUCUGGGAUGACACGUGGGAGCCAGCCAGUGAAUUUCAACACCACUUUGCCAUGCCAGAUGUGCCACCUCCUUCAGCCACUGAGGAAGUCUUUUUAUGAUGUUGUGAUGUUUGUUUUUCCAUGUUACAAACAAG